AGUUGUGGUUAGAUUGUUUUGUGUGUGUGUGUGUAUAUGUGUGUGUUGCUCGCCCUCCCCCUAUCUCCAUAACCCCUGUCCUAUUCUCUCCCUGUCUCUCUCUCUCUCUCCUGUUGUCCCAGCAUGGCUGCAGGAUGGCUGCCCUGUGGACUCUCUCUCUACUGCUCUCUGCCUGCCUGCUUUGGCCUACAUGUUUGGCCCUGACCCCCCCAGCUGAGCUCCCGCAGCCCCACAACCUGCCCCCCUCGCUGGGCUUGAACAGCAGCGAUGUCAGCCUGUCUGUGGAUCUGCCCAUGGCUCUGAGGGUUUUCAGCGUGGACUAUCACCAUGUGCAGGCUCCCUUUGAGAUUGUGCUGUGGAUCAUGCUGGCCUCACUGGCCAAGCUGGGUUUCCACUGGUCAGGUCGAGUCCCAGCCGUCGUCCCAGAGAGCUGCCUCCUCAUCAUGGUGGGCCUCUUGGUUGGAGGGGUGAUCUAUGGUGUCCGCCACUCUGCUCCUCCGACCCUCAGCGCUGACGCUUUCUUCCUCUUUCUGCUCCCGCCCAUCGUCUUGGAUGCAGGAUACUUCCUGCCAGGGAGGCUGUUCUUUGAAAACCUCGGCACCAUCCUCUGGUAUGCAGUCCUGGGAACCUUAUGGAACGUCCUGGGCAUCGGCCUGUCUCUGUACGGUGUGUGUCUGCUGGCCCAGAGCUCUCUGGGAGACGUCUCUCUGCUCCACUGCCUGCUGUUUGGCUCUCUGAUCGCUGCUGUCGACCCCGUGGCCGUGCUCUCUGUCUUCCAGGAGAUGCAUGUUAACGAACAGCUGCACAUCUUGGUGUUUGGAGAGUCGCUGCUCAAUGACGCCGUUACCGUGGUGCUCUACAAGCUGUUUGAGUCCUUCCUCCGUCUGCCGUCAGUGUCGGGACUGGAUGUGUUGCUGGGUGGGUGCAGGGUGGUGGUGGUGGGCCUCGGUGGCCUGUUUGUAGGCCUCUUCUUUGGCCUGGUGGCGGCCCUCACCUCAAGGUUCACCUCCAGAGCCCAGGUCAUUGCCCCGCUCUUUGUCUUCCUCUACUCCUACUUGUCCUACCUGACCUCAGAGAUGCUUCACCUCUCUGGCAUCAUGGCCAUUGUGACCUGUGCUGUGACCAUGAAGCAGUAUGUGGAGGCUAAUGUGUCUGAGCGCAGCAACACCAGCAUCCAGUACUUCCUGAAGAUGUGGAGCAGCGUGAGUGAAACCCUCAUCUUCAUCUUCCUGGGCGUGUCCACAAUACAGGAUGUCCACAUGUGGAGCUGGCCCUUUGUCUGCUCCACGCUGCUGCUCUGCCUCAUCUGGAGGGCCACAGGUGUUCUCCUGCUGACUGCUGUGGUCAACAAGCUGCGGAGGAACACUGUGACCUUUCGAGAUCAGUUCAUCAUCGCUUACGGAGGCCUGAGAGGGGCAAUCUGCUUCUCCCUCGUCUUCCUGAUCGAUGACUUCCCAAAGAAAAGACUCUUCAUCACAACUACCAUUGUGGUCAUCCUCUUCACUGUCUUUGUACAGGGGAUGACCAUUAAGCCUCUAGUAGAGCUGCUGGAUGUGAAGAGGAAGAAGAGGGCGCUGCCUACUGUCAGCGAGGAGAUCCACAGCAGGCUCAUUGAUCACCUGCUGGCAGGAAUAGAGGAUGUGGUUGGCUACUGGGGGCAACACUACUGGAAAGACAAGUUUGAGCAGUUCAACAAGAAGUACCUUCGCCGUUUCCUGAUCCGUGAGGAUCACCAGGCUCGCUCCAGCAUCCUCAGAGUUUACCAGGAGCUGGAGAGGAGGGAGCAGAGGGGAGACGAGGAGGCGCCACCACUAGUGGACCCUCGCUCCCACAGCCGUCCCCUCUUACCAGAGGAGAUGGACAGCAUCAGGCGAAUUCUCUCCAGAAACCUUCAAAACUUCAACAACAAGCAGACACCAGCCUACAGCAGACACACUCUGCACCAGGACGCCACCACGGACAGAACGAGGAAGCCUCUUUACAGACAUCAGAGUCUGGGAGAAAGAUACACAUAUAUUACACAGGUGGAGGAUGCAGAGUUCAAUGGCUGCCGCAGAGUGAGAGCAGGACUCAGCAGGUCUCACACAGUGUGCGCCAUCAGCCCGAGGCCCGUCCUCCAGGACUCAUCAGUCCCAGCAGCUUCAGCUCAGACCGGAGGGCCAGUGGAUCCACAAUCUUCAGCUGCCAGAGAGGAGCAGAUUUCUCCACAACAUCAGCAACCUGUGGGAAGAGCCCCGAAGAAACAACUCAGCUUUGUUUUGGAGAGCGAGAAGCAGCAGUGAAGGCAGACUGGGAGAGAGACAGAAAGGAGAAGGAGCGGAAAUGUAAACCAGUGAACUCAGUGUGUUCAGUCAAAAUGGCUCCAUAAAGUGAUAAGUACCUCAUAUUUAUUUAGCCAUAGAGUUGUGGGUUUCAAGACUUGAUAAAAGGUUUUUGCAAUUUCAUGGAUAUCUGCCAAU
Molecule: messenger RNA, 2459 nt
Organism: Epinephelus moara (kelp grouper)
Lineage: Eukaryota; Metazoa; Chordata; Actinopteri; Perciformes; Serranidae
Product: sodium/hydrogen exchanger 2-like
Exons: 13
Coding region: 135-2282 (715 amino acids)
Biological process (GO): sodium ion transport; proton transmembrane transport; regulation of pH
Cellular component (GO): membrane
Molecular function (GO): sodium:proton antiporter activity
Source: RefSeq, a predicted model, not a curated record